This is a messenger RNA of Anopheles stephensi (Asian malaria mosquito), 4087 nucleotides long. RefSeq names its product putative ATP-dependent RNA helicase DHX57. Gene Ontology annotation, molecular function: metal ion binding; RNA binding; protein binding. Lineage: Eukaryota; Metazoa; Arthropoda; Insecta; Diptera; Culicidae. The transcript is spliced from 3 exons. Bases 84 to 3947 code for a protein of 1287 amino acids. Gene Ontology annotation, cellular component: intracellular anatomical structure. The record is from RefSeq and is a predicted model, not a curated record.
UUUCACCCGCUGUCAACACAUCCACCCCACACACAUGUAGCUGUCAGCUGGUGAUACGUAAACAUUGCAGUGCACCAAAAAAAAUGGACGGAGAAAGCUUUCAGCUGAUUUCGGAUUGUUUCUUACGAACAAUUGUCGAUCCACGGUCCACCAAUGCACCGAUUGAGCCACCACCCACCAAGCAACCAGUCAAGGUGGAGCUGCAAGUGCUACGGCUUAAGGAUGAAUCACAAACCCGCAUCAUGGAAACGCUCCGGGCUAUCCACGGAGAGGCCUUCCAGUUGGGCGACAUUUCCAAGUACGAGGACAAAGGCGGUCGUAUGAAGAAAGGAUUCUGGCAGGAUCGGGGCAAUCUGGUCAUACAGGGUGGUGUCGAUUUCUCCCACAUCCCACGUACCGGAAACAGCAAUGAGGACAAGUUUCGGAUGUAUGCCGUCAUGAAGCUGCACAGUUACGCCUUUCACCGGUCGCACUGUGAGGAAGCGCUCGAUCAUCAUAACGGGGACGUGGACAGUGCUUUGGCACUGCUGUUUUCGAAGUAUUUUCCACCACCGAACGAUCUACAACCACCGGCGGAAGAUCACAGCGAAGACGAACUGGCCGCCUUGCGGGCGGACGAGCGGGAAGUGCUGGAAUCGAUCUACGACAAGCUGUUCGUGGAGAAGGAACACAACCGCGUGUGGCAGCUAAAGUUUAAGAUCGAUCACCUGCUCGCGCACAGCCCGUCGGAGAUGCGCAAGCAGGCGGAACGGGAAGCCCAGCAAGCCGAGGAGGAAAGGCGCCGCAUGCUGGAUGCGCUGGCAAAGAAGAAGAAAGCGAAGCGCGAAAAGUGUUGGAACUUUGCGAAGGGCAAAUGUCGCUACGGCAACCGGUGCCACUAUUCGCACGAGCUGGACGAAUCGGACAGCGAGGAAAAGAAGACCGGUAAAAAGGUGGACAAAACGCCGGAAGAGGAUCCAAACUGGUUCUUUCUGGAGGUUCGGUUUCCGCCCGGCAAUCGGUACCCGUUCGAGCGACCGAUACUGUUGCUGAAAACUACCUGCUCCGAUAUCCCGGAGCAGCUGUGCCUUAGAGUGAACCGCCGGUUGGUGCAGGAGUGCAUCGAGCUCACCAACGAUGGUAUGCCUUGCAUCUAUGCUGUGGCGGAUCUGCUGCAGAACGACGAGGAAAUUGGACGGUUCAUCGAACAGGAUCGGUACCAGUUUCCCGACGGUAGGAGAUCGCUGUUUUACGUUCCCGAACAGGAAGCAAUCGAUGCCGGAAUGGGAGACAAUCUGCCGACGCACCAUCAGCGUGGCGUAACUGGUCGACAAACCGGACCGAAGGUGAACCCGGAACAGAUGAUGAAAGAGGACCGCAACAUUGUGCGAAAGUUUAUGGACAAACAGACGAACGAAGCGUACAAGGAGAUGCUGAAGAACCGCCGGAAGCUGCCAGCGUGGACGAAGAUGGCGGAAAUUAUCAAUCUUAUGGAAUCGCACCAAAUUCUCGUGAUUAGCGGAGAAACCGGUUGCGGUAAGUCAACGCAAGUACCUCAAUUCCUGCUCGACGAUUGGCUGCUACAAUCGUCCAAGGUGCAGUCGAAGGAUCCGCUUCGGCAUGUGGAAAUUAUCUGCACCCAGCCGCGCCGUCUGUCCGCCAUCGGUGUGGCGGAACGUGUCGCCGAAGAACGGAACGAAAAGAUUGGCAACACGGUCGGUUAUCAGAUACGGUUGGAGAACAAAAUUUCUUCCUCCACCCGGCUUACGUUCUGCACUACCGGUAUCCUUUUGCGCCGGUUACAGUCCGAUCCGAUGCUCGCCAGCGUGACGCAAAUUAUCGUUGACGAGGUGCACGAGCGUAGUGAGGAGUCGGACUUUUUGCUGCUGAUACUGAAGGAGUUGCUUGGUAAGCGGGCGGAUCUGAAGGUGAUUCUGAUGUCGGCCACACUGAACUCGAACCUGUUCUCGAGCUACUUUGGUGAUAUACCGGUGCUGGAUAUACCGGGCCGCACGUUUCCGGUGGAGCAGUUGUUCCUGGAGGACAUACUGGACAGGAGUGGGUUCGUGUUGGAACCGGACUCACCGUUUUGCCGCAAGUUGCGCAAGGGAGAGCAGGAACAGCUGCUCCAGGAGCUGGAGUAUUCGGACGUGAAGGCAGCGAAUGCGGCACCGGCCAAAACGAUUCGCGAUGAGAAUCUGAAGAUGGCCGAUAUGUUUGCACGAUACGCAGAUUAUUCGAAGCAAACGUGCAAAGCACUGUAUCUGAUGGAUCCGCUUCGCAUCAACCCGGAGCUGAUCGAGCACGUGCUAACGUACAUCGUGGACGACAAUUCGCACCACUGGCCAAAAGAGGGUUCGAUACUGAUCUUCCUACCAGGGCUGGCGGAAAUACAAACCGUUCACGAAUCACUCGCCGAAAGCAAACUCUUUGGCGCCCGCGGCGACCGGUUCGUACUGAUUCCGCUCCACUCGAUGCUUACGAACGAAGAGCAAGCGCUCGUGUUCCGUAAGCCACCGAAAGGGAAAAGGAAGAUUGUGCUCAGCACAAACAUCGCCGAAACGUCCGUCACGAUCGACGACUGUGUGUUCGUGAUUGACUGUGGUCAGAUGAAGGAGAAGCGCUUCGACUCCAACCGCAACAUGGAAUCGCUCGAGAUGGUGUGGGUAUCGCGUGCGAACGCCCUCCAGCGUAAGGGUCGCGCGGGUCGAGUAAUGCCUGGCGUUUGCAUACACCUCUACACCCGGCCCCGAUUUACGCAUCACAUUCUUGGCCAACCCGUGCCAGAAAUUCAUCGCAUCCCGCUCGAACCGUUGCUGUUGCGCGUGAAAACGCUGCCCACGUUUCAGGAGCGAACGGUGAACGAUGUGCUCGGUUCGCUCAUCGAACCACCGAGCGUGGAAAACGUUCAGGCCGCGAAGAAGCGUCUCGUCGAUGUCGGUGCGCUCGAUCUGGAAGAACAGUUGACACCGCUCGGUCACCAUUUGUCCGCGUUGCCGGUGGACGUGCGGAUAGGCAAGUUGAUGCUGUUCGGUGCAAUAUUCCAGUGUCUGGACAGUGUGCUUACGAUGGCGGCCAUCCUGAGCUACAAGAGCCCGUUCGUUUCGCCGUUCGGGAAGCGUGACGAGGCGGACAAUCGGAAGAGACAGUUUGCGAUCGCAAACAGCGACCAUCUGACGAUGCUAAAUGCUUACCGCCGUUGGAUGGAGGCGGCACAGAAAAGUCGCUACGCUGGCCAAUGCUUUGCGGAGCACAACUAUCUGUCCGGCAAAACGUUAGCCACCAUCGGGGAAAUGAAGUACCAGUUUCUGGAGCUGCUCGUAUCGAUCGGUUUCGUGCCGAUCGAUCUUUCCGGGCGCAGCCGUGCGAAACGGCAACAGCUGGACGAUCUGCAGCAGGUUACCGGGGCGGAAAUCAACGUGAACGGAUCGAACAACCGGCUGCUGGCAGCCAUCCUGUGUGCUGCCCUCUACCCAAACGUGGUGAAAAUUCUCACGCCCGAAAAAAGCUUCGUCACUGGUGCGGUCGGAGCUGUGCCCCGGCUGCCGCAAGCGUCCGAUUUGCGGUUCAAAACGCAGGAGGAUGGUUACGUCGCACUGCACCCAUCGUCGGUGAACGCUAGCGUCGGCCACUUUGGCUCACCGUUUCUGGUGUACCAGGAAAAGAUGAAAACGUCCCGGAUUUUCAUCCGCGAAACGACCAUGGUACCGCUGCUGCCGAUGGUACUGUUCUCCGGUAGCGAUCUGCAGAUCGAGCUGCACGGUGGCGAUUUCGUGAUACUGCUCGAAGGUGGCUGGCUGAUGCUGCAGGCCGCCACCCAUCAGAUUGCGGAAAUGGUGAAGUUCCUGCGGCUAGAGCUGGCCAAAAUGUUGGAGCUGAAAAUUAGUGAUCCGCUGCUAAACUUGAUGAACCACGAGCAUGGCAAACGGGUCAUCGAUACAAUCGUGCACCUCAUCAGCAAGGAGUAGAGAAGCAGUCGGGUGGAGCUGAACGUUAACGCACUCUCCCUUCAGCUUUUGGUUUGUGUAUAACUUCCUUGUAAAGUCAGAUUCCUUUCCAACUUAACGAUGUUUCUAUGUGCUAAUAAACCCAUUUUAUAUUUAUGCAA